AGCCUCGAAAGGAAACAACCAGUUUGUUUUGACUUAAUCUCUGUGUAAACCGUCGCGUGUUGUGAGUGAUAAUAAGGCUAGCCGUCGUUGCGCUACUGCUCCUCGUAGACGUACAAUUUUUUAGUGAAUGUUUAUCGAGUCUCCUCCUCAUCUUUUAUCUUGGGAACGAUGCUGCACUGAUGCUGCACUGCUCCCCCCGGUCUCUGUAAUCCGGCACCCGGGAACAUCCGGGCGGCGGGCACCAUGCAUGCCCUGUUCGGCGACCAGAACGCCUAUUACGGCCGACAGACCGGCUACGGACCCGUACCGGCCGGGCCCGGACACAAUCCGUACUCCACCUACGAAAACUACGCGCGAUACGGAUAUCCGGGUCCCUAUGCUCACCAACAGUCUCUCCACCAUGGACCGUCCAAAGACAUGGUUAAGCCUCCUUACUCGUACAUAGCUCUUAUCGCAAUGGCUAUACAGAAUGCACCUGAUAAACGGUGUACGCUAAACGGUAUCUAUCAGUUCAUAAUGGAACGGUUUCCGUACUACCGCGAGAACAAGCAGGGAUGGCAGAACUCCAUCAGGCAUAAUUUGAGUCUCAACGAGUGUUUUGUCAAGGUGCCGAGAGACGACAAAAAACCAGGCAAAGGCAGUUACUGGACACUGGACCCUGACUCCUACAACAUGUUCGACAACGGCUCCUACCUGCGUCGCCGGCGACGCUUCAAGAAAAAGGACGCCCUCAGGGAGAAGGAGGAGGCGCUGAAGCGACAACAGCAGCAGCAGAGUGACUCGCAGAAGGACAAGCUUGGUCUCAGUGUGGAUGUGAAGCCGAAGCCGUCUGUCAGUCCGCUCGAGUGCAAACCCAAGCGGGAGCCAUCGGUGGCACUCAGUGCUUGCAGCAAGUACUUGCACCAGCAGCAGCACCCCUCCGCCCACCACUUGCAAGCUGACAUCAAGCCUGAUCAGAUGGAGGUGGCCGGUUUCACGGUGGACAGCCUGAUGACAGCGGGCUAUCACCACCAUCACCACCACCACCACCGAGGGGCGGCGGCUGGUGUCCAAGGGGGUGGCAACGCAGCACUAACAGCCGCCGCCGCCUACGGUGCCUACUGCCAGUACGACGAUCACCAUCCACACCACCCCCAGUCACAACUGCCGCCUCCACGACACUCGGCCGACGCUGCACCGACACUUGGCCGACACGCCACCGACACCACGCCGACACUCGGCCGACAUUCGACCGACACUCCGCCGACGACGCUUGGCAGACAUCCGCACCAUCCCGCGUGGUAUGGAGGCGGGACGGAUGUGCCGCCUCCGGAGCUGUUCGUUGACGCCGUGCCACCAAAUCCCAGCUGCCAGCUGGGCAGCUCUUUCAGGGCUGCAGCAGCUGUAGCAGCCGCUUCAACCGCCAGCUUCUACCAGCAGGAUGCAGCCGUCAAAAUGAAACGCCGAGACGUGAGCGAGGAGGUGGAAUGCACACCCUGGUUCCGCAACUUCCCCGGUCUGUCGCUGGAGUGACACCUGGACGGGCUGGAGACGCGCUGGAAGCGUCAGGAGGCCGUCACCGACUGGACGGGGGGCGGAGGCAGCAGUGGAGCCAGUAGCGGAGGCGGUAUAGUGGGAGAUCUCAGCAGCGCACCGCGACAGCACUGCGUCGAGAUCAUUCGAAUCGACGGUUUCGAUCCUAAAACGUCGAUCAGAUUGGACGUUCAUGAGCCGAAACCGCAGUUGGGGGAUCAGGAGAUGAGUGAUACUAUGUGAGGUGAUCUGUUGGUCAACGAUUAUCGACGUUCAACGAUCGUCGAACAUCAUCGAUGUUAUCGAAAUCAUUCUGAUAUUAUCGAAGAGACAAAGAUCAUGGGAAGAAAAGAGUUUAGCUUCGCAAUAAAUUUUGAAAUCGUAACCUUAUUGGCUUCAUGGAUCAAGGCUUACAGUCAGCGUUUGGACUCGAUUGCCCGAUACUCAACCGAAGUUAGUUCAUCGCAGAAUAAUCUACUUUAUAAGAAGAAGAUUUCGUUCAGUGUCGAUUGCCCGAUACUGGACUGGAGCUAGUUGAUCGAAGAUAAACUAUCAUGUGAAUAUACCGGGAAACCCAAGUUAGACCACGUGUCUAAAGUACGGUUAGUAGUUGAUCAUGAGAAUAGUGUUGCCAUGUCACUUAAUCAGGUUCAACAAUCUCCCCGAUUUUAUAGUGAGCUAUUGCUGGAAUAAAAAGAGACUAUGGAAAGAGAAAAAUUUGAAUCCAACAAUAACAUUUCAAAAAGCCUCACGGAUUGAAUCCAGGUUUACAAACUUGAACGGCAGUUAGGUCAUCAGGAGUUAACUGAUGUGAUGUAAUCACUUUGAACAAUUAAUUACGACAUAGCAGUCAGGU
Nilaparvata lugens (brown planthopper) is the source of this 2368-nucleotide messenger RNA. RefSeq names its product fork head domain-containing protein crocodile-like. Gene Ontology annotation, molecular function: DNA-binding transcription factor activity, RNA polymerase II-specific; RNA polymerase II cis-regulatory region sequence-specific DNA binding. The transcript is spliced from 4 exons. The record is from RefSeq and is a predicted model, not a curated record. Bases 244 to 1512 code for a protein of 422 amino acids. Gene Ontology annotation, biological process: cell differentiation; regulation of transcription by RNA polymerase II; anatomical structure morphogenesis. NCBI's taxonomy places the organism in Eukaryota, Metazoa, Arthropoda, Insecta, Hemiptera, Delphacidae.